Paramecium sonneborni is the source of this 989-nucleotide messenger RNA. NCBI's taxonomy places the organism in Eukaryota, Ciliophora, Oligohymenophorea, Peniculida, Parameciidae. The record is from the annotation of a GenBank genome assembly.
UAAUAUUUAUUAAUGAUUUAAUAAUCAGGCAUCUCGACUUAAAGUCGUCAAAAAUUAUUAAAGGACCAAAUUAAUGCACUUGAAUAAAGAGCCCAAGAAAUUAAUCAAGAUAUUAAGAAAGUAUAAUAAUAUUCUUAUUUUAGAAAAGGAAAACUUAAGGAGGUCAAGACAGAUAAGUCAAAUUAAAAACUCUUCAAAAUCAAAUUGAUAAAAUAAAAUAAUUGGGUGAGGAUAUGUUGUAUUUAGUAAUAGAUGUAACAAAUGUUUAUAAUAUAUUUAUAGGAAAAGAAAUGGUAAAAAUUGAUUUCACUUUUGGAUAUCAUGUAUUAAAAUAUAGAUAAUCCUGAACAUGAAUAAGAAUUUAAUUAAGUAAAUGGAAUAUCAAUUUUUUUAGCUAAUUAUAUAGUUGUAUCAAACAAAAACUGUGCAAAAUCCAUGGAAUGAUAGAGUCUUCUAACUCAAUAGAUAAAUGAUUGAGCCAUUUGAUUAGAAAGCUGCAACUCAAUAAGCCUAAUUAGUUGAUCAAAAUUCUGCCGCAUAUAAAAUUAAAAUGAUGGAUUUUAGUUACAACGAUAGACCUUAAAAAAAUGAUUAUUAUCAACCUCCAACUUUUAAAGAGAAAUUGAAUUUAAAUAGUUUGUUACCUAAAUACAAAAUGUUACCUCAUUCAGUUUUCAGUCAAUUAAGUAGUGAUACUUUAUUCUAUGUAUUUUAUUAUCAUAAAGAACCAACUGAAUAAUAAAUGGCAGCGAGAGAAUUAAUUAAGAAUUAAUGGAUUUACAAUACUAAACAUGGAUUAUGGAUGAAAAAAGAUAAGCAUUUUUAAUAUGUAACUAUUAAUUUAUUUCUUAUAGAAGGAGGAGGAAAAUGAAAAGGUUAUAAAAGGACCUUUUUUUUAUUUCGAUUUUGAAUUGAAAUGGUAAUAAAAGAAAAAAUAAGACUUUUCAUUUAAGAAAAAACAUAUAUUAUAAUAUGAAUUAAUAUAAUGA